Messenger RNA from Glarea lozoyensis ATCC 20868, 1287 nucleotides. Its product is annotated as Zn-dependent exopeptidase. Gene Ontology annotation, molecular function: hydrolase activity. The coding region runs from base 1 to 1287 and encodes 428 amino acids. The record is from RefSeq and is a predicted model, not a curated record. Lineage: Eukaryota; Fungi; Ascomycota; Leotiomycetes; Helotiales; Helotiaceae. The transcript has a single exon.
AUGACUAUCACCUCAAUCAUCUCAGACUCAAAACCAGACCUCCAACCAUACGAAGAACUCUACAAAGAGCUCCAUCAAAACCCAGGACUCUCCCUUCAAGAACACUUCGCUGCCGAAACAGCAGCCAAAUACCUCCGAGAACUAGAUGGCUUCGAAGUCCGGACCAACAUUGGCGGUACAGGCCUAAUAGGCAUCCUCAAAAAUGGAGAAGGAAAAACAGUUCUCUUACGAGCUGACAUCGAUGCUCUUCCGGUGGAAGAGUUGACAGGACUACCUUACGCAAGCAAGAAGAAAGAGGUAGACGUCGAAGAUGGCAACGAGUACUCAGUGAUGCACGCAUGUGGACAUGAUAUGCACAUCACAUCAAUGCUAGCAGCAGCAAAGACGCUCCACUCAUCGCAAAAAGACUGGAAAGGCACGCUGGUAAUUCUCUUCCAACCAAACGAAGAGCGAGCCGGGGGAGCGAAAGCCAUGAUCGCAGACGGCUUGUACGAUCCCAAAAAACACGCUUGUCCUAUUCCCGAUGCAGUUCUGGGUCAACAUGUAAUGCCGCUCGCGUCUGGGACUGUCGGGACGCGAGUCGGAAGCUUUGCGUCUGCUGCUGAUAGCUUUCGUGUUACGGUUUAUGGUCGUGGCGGUCAUGCUUCUCAGCCUCACAUGACGAUUGAUCCAGUCGUUUUAGCUGCUCAUAUCAUAGUGAGAUUACAGACUGUUGUCUCUAGGGAGGUGAAUCCGAGAGAGGCUGCUGUUGUCACGGUUGGCAGUAUUAUUUCUGGGAGAACCGAAAAUAUCAUCUCCAGUGAGGCGACGCUGAAAAUUAAUGUCCGCACGGUAACGCCAGAAACAAGGAAAGCGGUCUUAUCAGCUAUAAAACGAAUCGUGAAAGCAGAAUGCGAAGCCAGUAACUCCCCAAAGGAACCCCUCUGGGAACCGACAAGUUCAUUCCCCUUCACAAUAAACGACGAGGAGGUUACAAACACAGUCGCCGCCGCAUUCGCCAAACACUUUGGAGACCAGCACGAUUCGGAAUCACCACCACUCGGUGGAUCCGAGGAUUUCAGUAUUCUGGCGACCGAAGCACCGAAUAAGAACGGUGGAAAGGGCGUUCCAUACACGUAUUGGAAUUUUGGAGGCGUGGAUCCGAAGAAAUACAAAGAUGCGUUGGAGAAGGGGACGAUGUCGGAUAUUCCGAUAAAUCAUAGUGCGUAUUUUGCGCCGGUGAUACAGCCUACGUUGAGUACGGGCGUUGAUGCGUUGGUUGUUGCGGCGUUGGCGUUUCUGACGUGA